AUGCUUGUGAGGACUGGAACAACAGAAGAUGAGAAACAUUCCAUUCAACAACGGAUCACCUUUUUACUGAUGACACACCAACCAGCCAAAUGUGUGGCGAAGAAUGAGGUGAAAGCUAUUAAAGAACUGAGAACGGACAACCGUAUUAUCAUACCGCCCGCGGAUGACGAAAGGUCAACGGUCUUCAUGAAUCGCGAAGACUACGACAAGAAAGCCAAAGCCCUGAUUGAUGACAGAGAAUCCUACAGACAGGCGCAAAACUCAGAAGCAAAAGCUGUAUCAAAUCAGUUGAAAAAAUUAGUUGCAGAAUUCAAACGCUAG
This is a messenger RNA of Dibothriocephalus latus, 321 nucleotides long. The record is from the annotation of a GenBank genome assembly. Lineage: Eukaryota; Metazoa; Platyhelminthes; Cestoda; Diphyllobothriidea; Diphyllobothriidae.